AUAGAAAGAGGGAAAUACAGUACACAAGCUCUGGUGGCCUUACCAUUCAUUCACCACUUAGCCCCAUAUCCGUCAACAUGGCUCCGAAGCUGUGGUACUUGUGUAUCUUAUGGGUGAGUACUGCCAGCAUCCUGGCAGUGGAACUUGAUCCAUGUGAACCAGACUGUACCAGCGCAUCGCCUUUCGACAAGGUAGAGGACCCUUAUGACUGCACGCAGUUUUAUUUCUGCCUUGCUGACCAUACCCCAGCAGACCACUCAGUGCCCUGUCCAGCGGGCACAGCCUUCAACCCUGACGACGGUGACUGCACAGGCGCUGUGCCCUGCGAGUCCUUGUGUGGGGGUGGAGGUGGCGGAGGAUGCCAUCUCACCUGCAAUGGCACAGGAGAUGUGAUCAGCGAUCCAUUCAACUGCAACAUCUUCUAUGAAUGUGAUGCUGCCGGUCCACAGCCACCCAGAACCUGCCCAGCCGACCGGCCGUACUUCGACGGCACAAACUGCGUCAACGACGAGGCCGUUUGUUGCAUUCCCAGCUGUGAACCCAGCUGCGAAGCUGCAGCGACGCAAGUUCCAGACCCGAGGGACUGCAGUAAGUUCUACAUAUGCAUGGAAGCUGGUACUCCAGAUGAAAGCCUUCACUUUUCAUGCCCUUCGGGGCAGACCUUCGACAUUGGGACAGGACACUGCUCUGCCAGUGCGGAGUGCAAGAUACUGUGCCCUGGUAGUACUACAAGCCCAGUGAGCCCAAGUGGACCUUCAGAGAGCUCAACCUCUUCCAGCGGAUGCAUAGACAGCCUAACUUGUACUGGUCAAGGGGUUUUUGCAAAAUGCAACACCUGUGUGCCGGAAUACUUUUUCUGCAAAGCUGCAGGUGAUGCAGGAGAGCAAAAGGAGUGCACGAAGGGGAAAGUGUUCAAUCCUGUCCCUGAAUUCCCUAGCUGUAUUCUACCAGGAAAUUGUCCUUAUUAUCCUUGAAAAAAAAUGUUCGUUUUGUAAAUGACUCCCUGCACUCAAUCCUGGGAAGUUUACAAUAAAUG
Molecule: messenger RNA, 1036 nt
Organism: Macrobrachium nipponense
Lineage: Eukaryota; Metazoa; Arthropoda; Malacostraca; Decapoda; Palaemonidae
Product: prolow-density lipoprotein receptor-related protein 1-like
Exons: 2
Coding region: 78-974 (298 amino acids)
Cellular component (GO): extracellular region
Molecular function (GO): chitin binding
Source: RefSeq, a predicted model, not a curated record